AUGAGAACCAUUUUAUUCCUUACUGUUUUGUGUGUUGGUGCUUAUGCUCAAUUCAGUAAAGCUGGACAAAAUGCUAUCGUUGAUGCACACAACAAGUUGAGAUCUUCGAUUGCAAAAGGAACUUACGUGGCAAAGGGAGUAAAGAAACCAGCUGGAAGCAAUAUUCUGAAAAUUAAAUGGGACCCAACCGUGGCUGCAUCAGCUCAAGCAUAUGCCAACAAAUGUCCAACUGGACACUCGAAAGGAUCCGGAUAUGGAGAGAAUCUUUAUUGGCGUUGGUCUAGUGCUGCUCCAAAAAAUUUAGAUGAAUUCGGAACUCGUGCUUCUGGUGCAUGGGCUGGAGAAUUCGAGAAGUACGGAUGGAAGACUAACAAAUUGGACAGAGCCCUUUUCGGAACUGGAAUCGGACACGCUACACAAAUGGCCUGGGCAAACACAGGAGGAAUCGGAUGUGGAGUUAAGAAUUGUGGAAAAGAUAAGACCAAGAAUAAUAUGAUUACGGUAGUUGUCGUCUGCCAAUACAAAGGACCAGGAAACUACAUGGGUCAAGAUAUCUAUGCAAGUGGAAAAACUUGUUCAGCUUGUCCAGGAAAGACAAAAUGCGAGAAAGCUACUGGACUCUGUGUCUAA
Caenorhabditis remanei is the source of this 630-nucleotide messenger RNA. RefSeq lists its product as uncharacterized. The record is from RefSeq and is a predicted model, not a curated record. The transcript is spliced from 3 exons. NCBI's taxonomy places the organism in Eukaryota, Metazoa, Nematoda, Chromadorea, Rhabditida, Rhabditidae. The coding region runs from base 1 to 630 and encodes 209 amino acids.